UACAAACAAUUAACAUUACGUAAAAUCUAACAUUAUAUAUUUUUCUUUGUAGUGUUGAGUGGGAGAUGAUAGGUAUGGUUGGUUCCUUAAAGCAUUAUUUAUUGGUCACUUAAUUUAGUAUUGUUGGUGAGCUAAGCUAAAUAUAUUUUAAAUUUAAUAAGUAAAAUGCUUGUUGACUUUAAACUUAAAACUAAGAAUGAGGUCAGCUAUUAUUCAAAUGCAUAUGUCGUUUGUUUAUGAAUCCUUAUCACUUACUAUGUUGUCUUUUUCAUGUUGUGUGUAGACUUUUAGAAAUUUAUCAUAUGAUAUAACAAUAAUAAUAAGAUCUAAGUUAACAGCUUUUGUCAUAAACAAAAAUGAAAAUUAUGUAAUUUGUUGGUGACAUAUUCAUACAACUUUUACAGUCCAUUGAGCCAGUAAUUUGCUUCUAUAAUCAUUGUUCUUCAUCCUCAUUCCCUAGCUUCAACAUGGCUGCUGAGAUGGUUGCUGGCGCUUUGCUCUCUGCUUCACUUCAGGUUUUGUUUCAACGAUUGGCCUCCGAGGAGAUACCCCGGCUGUUUCAGGGGAAGAAGCUGAUUUUAGAGCAGCUAGAUGAGUUGAACAUUGUGUUGUUGUCUGCUCAUGCACUACUCAACGAUGCUGAGGAGAAGCAACUUCAAAACCCGGAGGUCAAGAUGUGGCUUUUCAAUCUUCAAGAUGUGAUCUAUCAAGCCGAUGACUUGGUGGAUAGGAUCGAUUAUGAAGCUCUGCGAUCCAAGCUUGGAGAUGAUGAAUCCAGCAGCUCCUCGAGCAAGGUAUUUAAAAAAUUUAAAUCUCGGUUACCUUUCUUGUCCCAAUUUGAUGAAUCUGUUAGGCUUGACACCGUGGAGAUCCUUCGUAAGUUAAAGAUUCUCGUUGAUCAAAAGGAUGCUCUUGGCUUGAGAGAAGGUGCUCAAAACAAACUUUCUCAAAGGCCACCAGCUCCUUUAGUAGAACAAGCUGAUGUUUAUGGGAGGGCUGCUGAAAAAGAACUCAUUGUUGAUCUAUUGUUGAAAGAUGAUGUUGAUGGUGGUAAUAAGAUUUCUGUCAUCCCGAUUGUAGGGAUGGGAGGCGUGGGAAAAACAACACUUGCUCAACUUGUUUAUGAUGAUGAUCGAGUUCAAAAAUAUUUUCAGAUAAAAGUAUGGAUUACUGUUUCGGAUGAGUUUGAUAUUUCUAGGAUAACGAAAGAAAUAUAUGAGGGGGUCAUUUCCUACAAAUGUCAUAUUGAGAACUCGGAAGAAAUUCGGAGGAGAUUGAAGAAAGAAUUGAAGGGAAAAAAAUUUCUCUUUGUUCAUGAUGAUGUUUGGAAUGAGUCUUAUUCUCAGUGGGACACUUUGAAAAGUUGUUUCAACUCUGGGGCAAAUGGAAGUAAAAUUAUAGUGACUACAAGAAGCACAAUUGUAGCCAACACUAUGGCAACUUGCAAGAUUCAUCAACUACAAACUUUAAUGAAUGAAGAUUGUUGGAAAUUAUUUGUCAAACAUGCUUUUGGAAACAAGGUUGAUCUCAAUGAAAACCAAGACCUUCAAGUAAUUGGAAGGAAAAUAGUGGAUAAGUGCAAAGGCCUUCCGUUAGCAAUAAAAUCUCUAGGUGGAUUGUUGCGUUCCGAACGAGAUUCUAAAAAAUGGGAAGACAUACUUAAGAGUGACACAUGGGAGGAGUUGUACAAGAAAGAGGGUUCUAUUCUUCCAGCUUUAUGGUUGAGCUAUCGUCACUUACCUGCACAUUUGAAACGAUGUUUUGUGUAUUGUUCUAUUUUUCCUAAAGAUUAUGAGUUUGAUGGAAAAGGCUUGAUUUUGUUGUGGAUGGCAGAAGGUUUUUUGGAGACUGAUAAAAAAUAUAAAAAGAUGGAGGAGCUUGGAGAGGAAUACCUUCAAGAUCUUUUAUCAAGGUCAUUCUUUCAACAUUCAAGUUAUAAGAAAGAAUCCUUUCUCCAAAUGCAUGACAUGGUACAUGAUUUAGCUAUGUUUGCAUCAUCUGGUUUUUGUUUUAGGAUGGAUAAGAGUAAUGAUUUACUUGGCCUUUCAACAAAGAUUCGUCAUUUAUCAUAUAUGAAGACCGAGAAAUACGAUGCUAGAACUCUCAAGUGCUUAAGUGAAGCUAAUUGUUUGCGUACCUUUCUAGCAUUACCAUUCGAACAAGACUCUGUAGAUAACUUUCUACCGUAUGAUAUGUUGCUUUCCGCAGGAAGUUGUUUAAGAGUACUUUCUUUAAACAACUCUUCUAUCACGAAGCUCCCCGAUUCAAUUGGCAAUUUAAAGCAUUUAAGGUACUUGGACUUGUCUUGCACUGCAAUUGAAGAGUUAAACAAUUCAAUUUGUACUUUGUACAAUUUGCAGACUUUAUUGCUGUUAAAUUGUUACAAACUUUCUCAAUUACCGAAGAAAAUGGGAAGCUUAAUCAACUUGCGAUACCUGGAGAUUGAUGGUGUGCCUUUGAAAGAGAUACCAGAAGAUAUUAGUAAUAUGAAACACUUGCAAUUCUUAUCUAAUGUGAUUUUGAGUGACAAAAAUAGUGGUGGAUUUAAAAUGAAAAGUGUAGCAAAGCUUGCAAAUUUACGUUGCAUUUCAGGGUUAGAAAAUGUCAACAAUGCAACAGAAGCUUCAGAAGCUAAUUUGAAGGAUAAGAAGGGCCUUUCAAUUCUAACUUUGAUUUGGAAUGCUAAUGGUAGUGUGGCUGAUAGUUCGCAAAAAGAAAAGGAUAUACUCGAUGCACUUCAACCUCACACAAACUUGGAGCAUCUCGGGAUUGAAAAUUAUAGAGGUACAAUAUUCUCAGACUGGAUUGGAAACUCUUCAAUUUCUAAUUUAGUAUUCAUCAGCUUAUUCAACUGUAAAAGUUGUUACACUUUACCACCACUAGGACAGCUAAAGUUUCUCAAAGAUCUCUUCAUUUUUGGAUGUGAUAGUGUGAUUUUAAUAGGUGAUGAGAUUCAUGACAAGGACCCUCUAUUUCGUUGUCUAGAAAGGUUAAGGAUUGAAGGUAUGUUGGAGUGGAAAGAUUGGUCAUUUAGUAGUGAAGUUGUGCAAGAAGGUCAAAUAUUCCCUCUUCUUAAAACACUUGUCAUACAUAAUUGCCCAAAGCUUAAUGUUGUCUUACCUUGUUAUCUUCCAUCCUUGGAAUCUCUUCGUAUCUUGAGUUGCGAACAAUCAGUGGUUUUGCUUCCAAGAACUCAACAAGCUGUCAUAGCCCCUCCCUCUCUUGUCUAUGUAAGAAUAAGUAAUUGUCCAGUGUUGGAAUCGCUUCUAGACUUGACAUCACACUCGAAAGUAAGGAGUCUUCAUCUAAAUUACUCCAAGACGUCUUUCCAGAACUGUAAGAAAUGGGAUCUGCAUAGACUCUCUAGUUUGAAAGUCUUAACUAUCAAAGAUUGGGAAGAUGACUUCUUUCCCGAGGAGGGACUCCUUCCGACCACUCUGAAUAGACUCGAGAUUUGGUAUUCUAGUAAACUUGAAACCCUUAAUGGAAAGGCCUUUCAACAGCUUACCUCCCUUACAACCUUAGAUAUUAGUAACUGUGAAAGGCUGCGGUGCUUGCCCGAAGAAGGGCUGCCUACUUCCCUUUCUUAUUUAUACAUAUUUGAAUGUCCUUUGCUAAAUCAACGCUGUGAGAAAGGAGGAGAAGAUUGGCCUAAGAUUCAACACAUCACAGAAGUGUGGUUAGAUCAUGAGCUUAUCAAUUAAAUUCCCAAAUCAUGUACAGACAGCCAAAGAUGCCCUCUAACAGUAUCAGUUAUCACAAAUGAUGGGCUGAGUGCAAUAUUGUGGUAACAUGAACAACAUUACAACUCCAUGCCAUGCCAAUUAACUCAGAAUAGACAUGAAAUUGUGAUCAAUAUUUGUUUCGUUGUUCAAGGAGUUUCGGAAAGGCUUUCACCAGGCUAGAAAGGUUUUUAUCUUUCUUGAUGAAUCUCAUGAACGAAGGUGUUCCGCGACACUAGUGUUGCAUUGUAAGGAUGAUGAUUUUCGCCCCAAAAGAUUUUACAAAGAAUGUUGGUUGUAGCGGUUCUUGCUGAAGCGCUCGCUGCUGUGCAAAUGCGUUCUUGUCGGCUCGGUUGUGUAAAGGUGUGUGAGGUGGUUGUUAGGGAGAGAGAUUGAGCUGUGGCAUGUGAUGUCAAUAGGAAGAGUAGAUGCAGCUGCAGCAUGAGUUGUUCAACAUCAUUAGCAUGAGUUGUGGCAUGUAAUGACAAGCUUUGAGUUUCAGCUCAGAUAACAAAAUGGCUCCUAUGUAAUUUGUAUGCUUCUUAUCAUAUGGUUGUUUGUUCCA
Messenger RNA from Cannabis sativa, 4287 nucleotides. RefSeq names its product putative disease resistance RPP13-like protein 1. Bases 468 to 3704 code for a protein of 1078 amino acids. Lineage: Eukaryota; Viridiplantae; Streptophyta; Magnoliopsida; Rosales; Cannabaceae. Gene Ontology annotation, molecular function: ADP binding. Gene Ontology annotation, biological process: defense response to other organism. The transcript has 3 exons. The record is from RefSeq and is a predicted model, not a curated record.